CCGGCAAAGAAAGGAUAUCUCUCCCUCAGUCCCUCUGUCUUUCUCGACUCUCUCCAUCCCAACGCCGACCUCUUCUCAACUCUCUCCCUCUUCUCUCUCGGCAGCGGUCUUCCCACGGCAGAGGCUGUACAGGCACCACGGCAGCAGCAGAGCCAGAGAAUUCUUCUGGUCUUCUUCUUUGUCUCCGGUUCUCCUUGAAGCCAGCUCCAGUCGAGAAUUUCGACAAGCUCCGAUUGUGGACUCCAACAGAUAUUGACUCUUGAGUAGUGAGUUUUAGGUUAUGAGUGUUUCAAGGCUAAAAUGGAAAAGACAAAAGUGGCUAAAUUCAUUUUGCAAGCUUUGCGUUGUUUUGACAGAGACAUAUUAAUUGAAGAAAUGACUGAGAUUAUGUUCUUCUCCUCCGAUCAGUCAUGGCUGUCCAUACCUGGCAAGCCCCUGAUCAAGUGGCCUCACGACAUCCUCACUCCGCCAGCCACACAACUAGCCCCGGUUCCUGACUUAGGCACUAAAGUUUCUCAGAAUGAGUUCCUCACGGUUUCUGAGCUCGUUACCAACCCUGACAUUUCCUCUGGUCCUUCCCUCCAUGAUGCCUUGGACAGGACAGGAAUCAAGCUUGAUUCAAGUUUGUUACAAACUGUGGUCGACCACUUUGAUUCUUCCCCCAAGUUAUUGUACUCGCUCUUUCUUUGGGCAGAGAAGCAAACCACAUUUCAAUCAUCUGCUGCGCUCUUUAACUCCAUGGUCAAUGUACUUGCGAAAUCUAGGGAGUUUGACUCAGCGUGGUCUAUGAUUCAGGAUCAAAUUGACAAAGAGGAUGAACCCGCUUUGGUUUCUGUGGAUACGUUUGUGAUCAUGAUCAGACGAUAUGGUCGUGCAGGUAUGCCCGAAUCUGCAGUUCGAACUUUUGAAUUUGCGAGUACUUUGACUACAGUUGUUAGUUUGGGUUCAGAAAUGAGUUUGUUUGAGAUUUUGUUGGAUUCUCUUUGCAAGGAAGGGCAUGUUAGAGAUGCUUCAACUUAUUUUGAUAGGAAAAAGAAGUCAGACUCAAAUUGGAUUCCGUCGAUUCGAGUUUACAACAUCCUGUUGAAUGGUUGGUUUCGAAUGAGGAAGCUCAAACACGCAGAGCGACUCUGGAUGGAGAUGAAAAAGGAGAGUGUGAAGCCUACUGUUGUGACAUACGGUACUCUUGUCGAAGGUUACUGUCGAAUGCGUCGGUCUGAAAGGGCAAUUGAACUAGUUAGUGAGAUGAAAGCAGAAGGAAUUAAGCCGAAUGCUAUUGUGUAUAACCCAAUAAUUGACGCGCUGGGGGAAGCCGGGAUGUUCAAGGAGGCAUUGGGCAUGAUGGAGCGCUUUUUUGUUCUGGAAUCAGGACCCACUAUCUCAACAUACAAUUCUUUGGUGAAGGGUUUUUGCAAGGUAGGAAAUCUUGUUGGGGCAAGUAAGAUUCUCAAGAUGAUGAUAAGUCGGGGAUUCGUCCCAACACCAACAACUUAUAACUAUUUCUUUAAGUACUUUUCAAAGUUGGGAAAAAUUGAGGAAGCAAUGAACUUGUAUACUAAGAUGAUUGAAUCUCGAUAUUCUCCUGAUCGACUCACAUACCAUCGGUUGUUAAAGAUGUUGUGUGAGGAUGGGAAACUUGAGUUGGCAGUUCAAGUUAUUGAAGAAAUGAGAUCCAGGGGAUGUGAUAUGGACUUAGCUACAAGCACAAUGUUAAUCCAUCUUUUUUGUGAUAUGCGAAAAUUCGAAAUGGCGAGUUUGGAAUUUGGAAAUAUGAUCAGAAGGGGCAUAGUUCCUCAGUAUCUUACUUUCCAAAGACUAAAUGAUGAACUAAAGAAACAAGGAAUGACUGAGAUGGCACGGAAAGUAUGUGGCCUGAUGUCUUCUGUUCCCCACUCUACGAAGUUGCCAGAUACUUAUAAAAAAGAUGGAAACGCAUCUCGUGCGCGGAGAUCCUCCAUUCUUCGAAAAGCUGAAGCAAUGUCGACUGUAUUGAAAACUUGCAAGGAUCCAAGAGAAUUAGUUAAAUAUCGAGGUUCGUCUAAAAAUGUUGUUGCAACAGCGAACCCGUUGAUAGAGAAUAUUAAGAAGAAAGUAUAGCAACUCGCUCUCUUCUCUACCGCCUUGGGGAGACGAAAAGGGAAAGGGUGCAAGAGUAACUGGACAAGUUUGAGAAUCAUUUCUUUGUAUAAUAAUAAUCAAGGAUGAAGCUCUCUCCUCGGGGUAACUGGUCCUUGUUCUUAGCACUUUUUUUUUUUUGGUUUAUUUAUUCCAUGUUUUUAACCUUAUAAUGUAGUGUUGCAGUUGCUCUCCUUUUUCCUUAAACUCCAACUACACUUCUAAAAACAGGGUAAACUAAAGGCCCUUUGAUUGCAGCA
Molecule: messenger RNA, 2375 nt
Organism: Humulus lupulus (European hop)
Lineage: Eukaryota; Viridiplantae; Streptophyta; Magnoliopsida; Rosales; Cannabaceae
Product: pentatricopeptide repeat-containing protein At5g11310, mitochondrial-like
Exons: 3
Coding region: 301-2097 (598 amino acids)
Molecular function (GO): protein binding
Source: RefSeq, a predicted model, not a curated record